AUGGAUUCCGAAGAUCUGCUGGCCCGCUUGAGGCGCCUCGAGGAACAAGUGACACAGAACGGGCAUGCGUCACGUCUACAGGAGGCUCGGGAUAGCAUGGAUGUUUACGCGGAGCAGUACCGCACUAGAGAGACGGCUCACAGCGCAGCGCUCUGGGAAGAGGAGGAGCCCAUCAUGGAGGUGUUGGCGGGCGAGGAGAACGGCCCAUCCUUUGCCGCGCGCUUGGCACGACUGGAGAGGUUGAUGGCAUCAAUGCCACAGCAGCUGGAGACCUUGCACCGACGCAUUGACGGGCUGGUCCUCACGCGGGCCCCGGGGACGUUGGGAACGCCCGGGGAGCGGCCCAAGGAGGUCAGAACGGAGGACAUCGAGGGUCACAACCCGGCUGCCUCCAUCGCUGGUACGGAAGUUUUAGCAUCGGCGACCUCCCAGUUCACGGCACUUCACCAGGAGCUGACGAAGAUCCGCCAGGAGAGCGAAAGGGAAGAGAGAGAAGAGGAGGAAGAGGCGCAGAGAAACGUUUCCGGAAAGCAAACUCGGUUCAUGUUGAUGCCCGGAAGCAUGUCUCUGACCAUCGUCCCUUUGGGGAAGAGGCUCUUCCGCCUGGGCACUGGCCGACUCGACACCUCCGGCACCCAGCAGUACUCCCCGAGCGUUUACAGUCUGCCAAGCAACUGUUGGGGAGCACUCUCACUUGUGGGGCUCCAAGAGUUCGGUUCUACGGCAUCCGGUCUCACUCUGCUUGGGGCGACGCUCGCCGCCCUCGUGCAGCUGCUGUUCUGCCUGGUGCUGUUCCAAGGGCUCCUGGACACUCCACGUGACGACAGCGUCCUUCGCGAUUGGCGCGUGCUGGGCCACAGCGCGGCCUUCUACGACCCGGUCUCAAAGACCUCGCUGGCCGGUCGGCUCUGCCGAAACGGACACUUUGGUCUGGGCGAGGUUAUCGAGGAGGUGCGAGGCUUCCUGCAGCCGGCCUUAGCGCAGCUUUCUGUGGGCGUCCUGCUCAGCAGCAUGGCGGUUCUUAUCUGGGCGUGCUACGUCACCAUCGAGGUGGAAGCAGUCCUCAGCUUGGUGUGUGCACUACACAAGCUCCCGCCGAAGACAACCAUUGUCGAGCAAGCAGAAGGCUACUUGAGCUUUCGAAGCAUCAGCGACGAGCGCCGCCUGGGCGUCUCCUUCCUCCUCUUUUGCCGCUCCGGGGUACUGCUCAUCCUGGGUUUCAGUGGUGGCGUCUGGCUGUCGAGGCUACAGGACGUGGGAGGCAUUCUCCACGACUGCGUGAUGCUGGUCAUGAUUCUGGGACUCGAUGAACUGGCAUACAAACUACUGGUGCCGCGUCCGGCGAAGACCUACGCAGGUGCUAUCAGGACCUUCAUGUUCCAGGACGGCCACAAGACAACUCCCGGCUGCACUUUGGCAGCCAUUGGGAAGCUGGGGGCUCUGGUCCUCUCCGUGGCCUUUCUCAUCACUUUCGGAUGCCUGCACAGCGGCGUCGUGGCCGAUGAGGUGAGCGCCGUCCUCUGUGGUGGCAACGUGGACUUCGUCACUUCGCUCCACCCAAGCCUUGGAGUUCCGAUCGUGCUGGACACUGAAAGCCAUGACUCUGCGAAGGCUGAGCAAAUCCGGAGUUGGGCCCUGAGCUACGUGCCACAGCCGGACCAGGCCUACUUCAACAUCACGCUCCUGCAGGGCGCCGUCGCCGUAAGGCGAGUGGGAUCUUACGAGGAGCUACAAGCAUACUUGGCCCUCACGGACCGCGAGGCCUCAGAGCAAGGCUUUGGCACCGGAUGCCAGGAUCUCGGCCGCGAUUCUUCGGAAGGUGCCUGGCUUUGGCCUUCCCUUGCUGCGGCAGGGGCGAGCAACUGCCAGCAGGCGUAUUCCUUGUGUGACCGUCGAGAUCUUCCUUUGGCUCGGAUGCUCUGCCCAGAGACCUGCGGCUGCUUGGAUUCGGCCGCUGGUCUCUACGUCAGCAACGGCUGCAGGCAGCUUUGCCUCCAGGAGGUUGACACCUUUAACGAGUCCCUUCGCACGACGCCAUGCGAGGACCUCCGAGCGCAGGGCGAUUAUCGAAGGACCGCCUGGUCCCGGUGGUGGGCAGGCUUCUACCAAGCCCACGACAAUGACUCCACCGUUGAGGAAGCGAUGAUCGAUUUUGCCAGGAACGGGGCCCAAGGCGACUGCUCCUUCUUGAACACCCAGGACUCCAUUCGGGACCGAUUCUGCCGUGGAGGCAGUGACCGUCCUGGCACCGCAAUUUGCCCCGUCACUUGUGGCUGCACCUCCGGCGCGAUCUCCGACUGGUGCCCCAGCAGCUGCUGA
Messenger RNA from Symbiodinium sp. CCMP2592, 2319 nucleotides. NCBI's taxonomy places the organism in Eukaryota, Dinophyceae, Suessiales, Symbiodiniaceae. The record is from the annotation of a GenBank genome assembly.